ACCCCUGUAGUUGGGGAGUUAAAAAAUAAUUUUACUCAAAAGUUUACCCCAAAAGAAACUCCGACGUCCGUCCCAGCCGCUCGCUCCAUCCUCAGCCGGCCAGACCUCACCAUCAGCCAGUGCCGACUGCUGCAGCUGCUGGCUCUUUCUGGAAAGCACUAGAAUUUGGAAUUGGAAAGCAAGUUCGACUCUGUGGCAAUUUUGACCGAGGAAAAUUUGCUUAAAAGUUCCCACCCCAUUUUUCAGUCCGUAUCUGUUCAGACUCUCAGAUCUAUGUUGUGAUUUUCAGUGCUUUAAUCUAACACCUACGGGAUGUACUACAUCAAUAUCUGUUCAAGGAUGCAAUCAGGGCUCUUUGGUUGUUGAUUUUGGAUACUUUUCAUGGCAUCAUUCUCCCAGUACUCACCACUUCAGCUAGCUUAUUAGCACACAGGAUAUUAAGUGUACUUUCUCCCUACUUGAGCUCCAUUCCUUCUUGAGGCGUUCCCCCAAGGGUUUCAGUUUGAGUGAAGAGGCCAGGAUUCAUCACAAAUCAUACUGAAAGUUUCUUAAAAUUCCAAAAGAAGAUGGAAGGAUUAGAACAAUUGAAGACACAAGCAGGACGAUUGAAGAAAUUGGCAGGGCAAUGGUCAUCUCAAGCCCUUGAAUAUGUUCAUCAGGUUCCAUCUGAACAGAUUUAUGCUGCUGUCGCCAUCUUGCUAUUUACCUCAUUUUUACUCUUACUGGUUAGGUUGUUUAAACGCCCAAAAGCUAAUACCAUACUGCUGACUGGGCUUAGCGGGAGUGGAAAGACUGUUCUUUUCUAUCAACUGCGGGAUGGCUCUUCUCAUCAUGGUACUUUGACAUCAAUGGAACCAAAUGAGGGAACUUUUGUGCUCCAUUCUGAAAAAUCAAAGAAUGGAAAGGAAAAUCCUGUUCAUCUUAUUGAUGUUCCUGGGCAUUCUCGGCUUAGAGCCAAACUAGACGAUGUUCUGCCUCAAGCAGCUGGUAUAGUAUUUGUGGUUGAUGCUUUGGAGUUCUUACCAAAUUGCCGUGCCGCUUCAGAGUACCUGUAUGAUAUUUUGACUAAGGUGAGUGUGGUGAGGAAGAAAAUUCCAGUUCUUAUUCUCUGCAACAAGACAGACAAAGUGACAGCACAUAGCAAGGAAUUCAUUCGAAAACAAUUGGAGAAAGAAAUUGACAAAUUACGUGCAUCAAGAAGUGUGAUAUCAACAGCUGAUAUUGCAAACGACAUUACACUUGGAGUGCCUGGCGAACCAUUCUCUUUUUCCCAAUGCCAGAACAAAGUUAAAGUUGCAGAAGCUUCUGGUGUAACUGGUGAAAUAUCUGAGGUGGAGCAGUUUAUCAGGGACCAUGUGAAGUCUUAGUAUGUUUCAUCCUAUUUCAUGAAUUUGUCAUGGUUUUCUUUGAGAGUUGAGUUUAAUUAUUGUUUUGUUGAUGAUUGGAGGGAAAAAAAAAAAAAAAAAAAAAAAA
This is a messenger RNA of Prunus persica (peach), 1473 nucleotides long. Its product is annotated as signal recognition particle receptor subunit beta. The transcript has 9 exons. The record is from RefSeq and is a predicted model, not a curated record. Lineage: Eukaryota; Viridiplantae; Streptophyta; Magnoliopsida; Rosales; Rosaceae. The coding region runs from base 567 to 1367 and encodes 266 amino acids. Gene Ontology annotation, biological process: protein targeting to ER. Gene Ontology annotation, cellular component: signal recognition particle receptor complex.